AUGGCUGGCCAUACUAGCGUACAGGAUAGGCGUUCUAUUUAUUCAGAGAUUUUUGGAUUGGAGAGACGUCCCAAUACCCUCGAUCCCAGAUAUCACGGUGAGAUCGAGCAAGAUCACACGUCUGCGUUAUUUGAUGGUUUACCAGACAAAAUUGAGAAUAUUGAUCGAUUAGAUGACGUUGUCUCUGAAGAGAUCAGUAAUGAUGUUGUCGCUGACAAGAAUGAAGCCGUGAAGAAUAAAGAUGGUUACAUACUGUCCCACAGAACACAUAUGAGGAAAGUCUCGGAUACUCAGAGUAUUAUGAGCGGAGAAAACACACCGAGGAAUAGUCCUAAGAAGUAUCAAGCAAAUGUCACCUCACCAUCGAUACCUGAAAAGUCCACACAUAGGCCUCCUCCAAUCCCAUUGACUCAACCCUCGACGGAUGAAGAAUCACCGCCUACUUCUUCAGAUUCCUCGCAAUCCACUAUACGAGAUGCACCUCACCGGUCCCAGAGUGAUUUUAUACCUCGUAGGACUCCUUCGCUGCCGCAAUUGUCAAUUCCAGGGUUGAGGAAACAGUCAAGUUUCUCAACUUCUAAUGACAACACACCGACACAGUCCAAAAGGUCCCCUUUACAAGGCUUUGGGUUCUUUUCAAGGCAUAACUCUAAAGAAAUUCAUGAGCAUCAUCCAUCCAUUCAUCCUCAACAUCAACACAUACAGCAACAGCAGCAUUAUCACUCAUCACAUACGCCGGAUCAACCAUCGGGGCCUGGUCUCACCUCAAGAUCGAUGUCUCUAAAUUCGUCAGCUUUGAAGAAUUUGGCUUCUUCGAUGCAAUCAAAAUCUGGCAGUAGUAGAAAAAUUGCCCAAAAAUACGACGCUUCCAAUAAUCCGUUCCUUGAAAACCAUUCAUUAAGCUAUCAUGGAACAGGCUCUGGAGCUUAUGAUAACAAUAAUAAUAAUAAACAUGCAUUCAACAACAAAAACAAUAACUCCUCAAUGGGUUUAGGACUAAAAACACGGAAUUCGUCUACUUCUUUGACCUCAAAGAGAUUUACUUCGGGAUCGGUGUCCAGUAUAUUAUACGAUCGUCGCAGCAGCGCGUCUUUACCUUCAUCCAAACCAAUUCUCAGUGCUUCGAUGAAGAAGCCGCAAGUAUAUCCAGCAUUAUUAUCCAAAGUAGCAACGAAAUUCAAAGGAUCUAUCCAAGUGGGGGAACAUAAGAAGGACGGGUUGAUUUAUCGAGAUGCCUUUACAGGUCAACAAGCUGUCGACGUCAUUUGUACGAUCAUCAGAACAUCAGACCGGAACCUUGCAUUACUAUUGGGUAGGUCUUUAGACUCUCAAAAGUUGUUUCACGACGUUGUUUAUGAACAUAGGCUACGAGAUUCACCACAUGAAGUUUAUGAAUUUACCGACAGUUCAAGGGUUAUUGGUACAGGUACCACUGGAGUUGUUCCGCUGAACGCUUGCGAUCCCUUAAUGCUACUACCAAGCUCUUCUCAGGUCAAUAAUGUUCCAUAUUCUGCUUCAACUAUCGUUACUUCUGGGUCAGCUUCAUCAUUUGGUAGUGAAAAAACUAGCUCUCAUCAAAGUAAAGGACACCAAGACCCGGCCUCGAUGCAUAAUGUCAAUGGGGUCUUCACUUUACUUGCUGACUGUUACUCUGCAACUUGUACCCGUGAUCAACUAUGCUAUUCGAUAUCAUGUCCUAGAAGGCUUGAGCAGCAGGCAAGGUUGAAUUUAAAGCCUAAUGGAGGACUGAAGCGUAAUAUAUCCAUGGCGCUAGACGAUGAAGAAGAGGAGAAACCAUCCUGGACCUCUUCGGUUCCGGAAGAAAUUUGGAAGAACUUGGCGAAGAAAGAGAUCAAAAGACAAGAGACCAUCUACGAGGUUUUCAUAACAGAAAAGAAUUUUGUCAAGUCACUCGAAGUGACUAGGGAUACUUUUAUGAGAACUUUGGCAGAAACUAAUAUCAUUCCUUCUGACAUCAGAAAAAAUUUCAUCAAGCAUGUCUUUGCACACAUAAAUGACAUAUACUCCGUGAAUCGGAGAUUUUUAGAGACCCUCUCAGACAGACAAAAGAGUUCACCAGUGGUGAAAGGCAUCGGGGAUAUCAUUUUACGUUUCAUUCCCUUCUUUGAGCCCUUCGUGUCCUACGUCGCUUCCAGACCAUACGCAAAGUAUUUAAUCGAAACGCAAAGAUCUGUCAAUCCAUAUUUUGCGAGAUUCGACGACGACAUGAUGAGCUCUUCUUUAAGACAUGGUAUAGAUUCAUUCCUGUCGCAAGGUGUUUCAAGACCAGGGCGGUAUAUGUUACUAGUCAAAGAGAUUAUGAAAUCAUCCGAUCAAGAGAAAGACAAAAGAGACUAUGAUAAUCUGAGCCGAGCUUUGGAGGCUCUUCGUGGUUUCAUGAAACGAAUCGAUCGAGCAAGCGGUGCUGCGCAAGAUAGACAUGAUGUUAAGCUAUUGAAACAAAAGAUCCUUUUUAAAAAUGAAUAUGUCAACUUGGGCUUAAAUGACGAAAAGCGUAAGAUCAAGCAUGAAGGUGUACUGUCAAGAAAGGAGCUGUCGAAAUCAGAUGGAUCGGUUGUAGGUGAUAUUCAGUUCUAUGUGCUGGACAAUAUGCUUUUAUUCUUAAAGGCAAAAUCAGUCAACAAAUGGCACCAACAUAAAGUUUUUCAAAGGCCCAUACCAUUACCUCUACUUUUCGCUUGUCCAGCAGAAGAUAUGCCACCAUUGAAGAAAUUUAUUGGUACCAAGCCCGAUUGUUAUGGUACCGUGCUUCAACCUGAAUAUUCAACAAAUAAUCCGAAAAAUGCGAUCACUUUUCUGUACUACGGUGCGAAGCAGAAGUACCAGGUAACUCUGUAUGCUGCACAGUUUGCUGGUUUACAAACUCUGCUGGAGAAAGUCAGACAGGAGCAGGCGCGUAUCGUUGGCCAGACAGAAAUGUUUAACGUCACCAAAAUUAGUGAUAAGUUUUUCGACUACACUAACAAAAUCAAUAGCGUUGCAUCGUGUGACGGGGGACGUAAGCUGCUAAUCGCUACAAACUCGGGGCUCUACAUGAGCAACAUCAAGAGAACACAGAAUAAGGAAACUGGAAAAAGAUCCACUUAUUUCUCAACACCGGUGCAACUUGUGCAAAGGAAUAAUAUCAGUCAAGUGGCAGUCUUGGAAGAAUUCCAGUCCAUCUUGUUAUUGGUUGACAAGAAAUUAUACAAGUGUCCAUUGGCGUUACUCCAAGUUGAAGGCAAUGGGAAUGGUUUCUUCAAGAAACACAGUAAGGAACUCGUAAAUCAUGUAAAUUUCUUUGCUGAAGGAGAUUGCAAUGGUAAGAGACUGGUGGUUACAGCGCAUAGCUCUUCGCAUUCGAUAAAAUAUUUCGAACAUGAACAUCCGCUGCUAUCAGAAACUAGUGGCAGCAGCAGCAAAAGCUCAAAACGAAAGAUAACAGAAGUUGUUUUUGACUCCGAACCAGUAUCCAUAUCUUUCCUUAAAGCCAAUUUGUGUAUUGGCUGCAAGAGAGGUUUCCAAAUUGUCAGCGUUUCGCAAAAUGCACAUGAAUCCCUACUGGACCCAGCCGAUACAUCUCUCGAUUUCGCAUUACGCGACACAUUGAAACCGAUGGCAAUCUACAGGGUCGGAGAUAUGUUCCUGCUAUGUUAUGCUGAAUUUGCGUUCUUCGUCAACACUCAAGGUUGGAGAAAGAAGGACUCGCACAUUAUACAUUGGGAGGGAGAACCACAAAAGUUCGCCAUUUGGUACCCAUAUAUCCUGGCAUUCGACAGCAGCUUCAUCGAGAUUAGAAAAAUUGACACCGGUGAGCUGGUAACCUGCGUACUAGCCGAAAAGAUACGACUCUUACAAACAAGUUCCCAAGAAAUUCUUUACGUCUACGAGGACUCUCGCGGUUAUGAUACCGUCGCUUCGCUUGAUUUCUGGGGUUAA
Molecule: messenger RNA, 3939 nt
Organism: Torulaspora delbrueckii
Lineage: Eukaryota; Fungi; Ascomycota; Saccharomycetes; Saccharomycetales; Saccharomycetaceae
Gene: ROM2
Product: Rho family guanine nucleotide exchange factor ROM2
Exons: 1
Coding region: 1-3939 (1312 amino acids)
Biological process (GO): intracellular signal transduction
Molecular function (GO): guanyl-nucleotide exchange factor activity
Source: RefSeq, a predicted model, not a curated record